AUGGGUCCUGAAGGGAGACAUGGACCCCGGCAAAAAGGAGAAGAAGCCUCGGUCGAAGUGACAGAUCCAACUGCCUUCUCCGUCCAGAGUAAGCGAGAGACUAGCCCAUAUGGGCCGCUUAUCUCAUUUUCGCGACAACACGCCAUUCCCUCUAACAAAGUUCCGGCUUUGCGUGCCGGGAUCUAG
This is a messenger RNA of Penicillium longicatenatum, 186 nucleotides long. RefSeq lists its product as uncharacterized. The transcript has a single exon. Bases 1 to 186 code for a protein of 61 amino acids. The record is from RefSeq and is a predicted model, not a curated record. NCBI's taxonomy places the organism in Eukaryota, Fungi, Ascomycota, Eurotiomycetes, Eurotiales, Aspergillaceae.